Molecule: messenger RNA, 972 nt
Organism: Trichomonas vaginalis G3
Lineage: Eukaryota; Parabasalia; Trichomonadida; Trichomonadidae
Product: transmembrane transporter protein
Exons: 1
Coding region: 1-972 (323 amino acids)
Biological process (GO): transmembrane transport
Cellular component (GO): membrane
Molecular function (GO): transmembrane transporter activity
Source: RefSeq, a predicted model, not a curated record
AUGUCGUUUGUCGAAAGAUUGUUCUCAAAUAAGUGGGGUGCUUGCUUAGGAUUCCAGAUAUGCAUUAUUUUCAUUACAGCAUCUGGGGCAAUACUAUCAUAUAAGCAGGAAAAGUAUGGAGACGGAUUACCAAUUUUUUCAAUUGGUACAGGAUACGUUUUUGCAUGGAUAGUCCUUGUUUGGAUGUGGCCUAAGGGUAAAGGCAAAUGGUGGAAUAUCCUUUUCGUAACCUUAUUUAUAGUUCCAGGAGAUUGCUGCGGGUGCAUUGCAUAUAGCCAAACAUCACUUGCAUCUGCAAUGCUUAUCAUCACAACAGUAAUAUUUCGGGCUGCUCCUCUUGCAUAUAUCUUUUUCAAGAGGAAAAUCAAUUGGAUCCAGUUUUUAUCAAUGCUUUUGGGUAUGGGUGGUGUUUCGAUGGUCAUGGUAGCUCAAGGAACAAAAGGUAGUAAGCUGAAAGGCAAUUUGUUCGCACUAGGCGCAUCACUUUUAUAUUCAUUUGGAACAAUGUUUCAAGAAAAAUGUUCUAAAGAGUAUGGACCGAUAUUAUAUACAUGCAGAUUCACAUCAUUGGCCAUCCCGUUCACAUUCGCUCUGAGUGCUGGCUUAGAACGUAAUGCAAUUAAAAAUUAUCAUUGGGAUACAACGGCAAUUGCUUUACAAGUUGCUUAUUCCGUUGCAAUAGGAACAAAUUACAUAGUCAUGGCAUUUAUAUUGAAAUAUUCAGAUGCGACCGUCAUGAAUUUGAACAAUUUAACUGGUAAUUUCUAUUCAUUAGCUGUUGAUAUAUUUUUCUUCGGAAGACCUUUUAAUUGGCUCUAUCUUCUUGGAUUUUUCUGUAUUCCAAUUGCGGUUAUCAUUUUCCUUCUUUGUGAAUCAAAACCUAAAAAAGAUGAGAUUCCGGAUGAUCGACCUCUAAUUUCUGCAUAUGAAAGCACAGAAUCAGCACUAGAUGAGUCAUCAGCUCAGAAGUAA